Messenger RNA from Dermatophagoides pteronyssinus (European house dust mite), 570 nucleotides. Its product is annotated as GTP-binding protein SAR1-like. The record is from RefSeq and is a predicted model, not a curated record. Lineage: Eukaryota; Metazoa; Arthropoda; Arachnida; Sarcoptiformes; Pyroglyphidae.
AUGUUUUCGUGGUUUUGGGGAGUGUUGAACAGACUGGGUCUUGCGUACAAGAAAGGGCGAAUUGUGUUUCUCGGGCUUGACAACGCAGGCAAGACGACCCUGUUGAACGUCUUGAAGGACGACCGCUUGUCGAUGCACGUGCCCACGGUGCACCCGCACUCGGAAGAGUUGGUGAUCGAGGGCAUCAACUUCCAGACGUUCGACCUGGGCGGGCACGAGACGGCACGGCGCAUCUGGAAAGACUACCUAGCGACGGUGGACGGCAUCAUUUUCGUGGUGGACGCGGCGGACCGCACACGUUUCGAGGAGGCCGCGGAGGAGCUGAACUUGUUGCUGGCGAGCGACGAAUUGGUGAAGACGCCGAUUUGCGUGCUGGGCAACAAGAUCGACAAGCCGAACGCGGCUUCGGAGCAGGAGCUGCGCGCCUCACUCGGCUUGCCAGAGCACUUGACAUACGGCAAAGACUACAAAUCGCGGAGCGCAACGCGCCCGGUGGAGCUGUUCAUGUGCAGCGUGUCGCGACGCAUGGGCUACAACGACGGCUUCAAAUGGCUGUCCAGGUUUUUGUGA